AUGUCCUUCAACUUCUAUGGUACACUCUGUCCUCGUUACAGGAAGACUCAGCUUCAGCUGUCGGCGUCGCGAAUCACGGUGAUGCGCAACAAGCGGCAGAACGAGCUCAAGUACAAACGGCGCGAGGUGGCGAUGAUGCUCAAGGGCGGCCAGGAGGCUCGAGCUCGUAUCAGGGUGGAGGAGCUUAUAAGGGAGGAGAACACGAUUGCCGCUUACGACGUCCUGGAGCUCUUCUGCGAGCUGCUGGUGGCCCGCAUCCUCAUUAUAGAGUCGCAGAAGACCUGCCCGGUGGACCUGCGGGAGGCGGUAUCGAGCAUCAUUUUUGCUGCCCCGCGCUGCUCCGACCUGCCCGAGCUCGCCGAGGCGAAGAAACUCUUCCAGCAGAAGUUUGGGCGUGAAUUUGUGAUGGCAGCAGAGGAGCUGCGGCCUGAAUGUGGGGUGAAUCGAAUUAUCGUGGCUAAACUCUCAGUUCGAGCUCCCUCCCCCGAAUCGAAACUAGAGGCGCUGCAGAAAUUGGCAGAGGAGAAUGGCGUGGAGUGGGACCCGGCGAGCAUGCAGAAAGACUUGCUGGCGAAAUACGAAGAUAUGAUGCCAGUCUACGCAACUACCCAUCCGGACGCCCCCAGAACGCCCCCUCCUCACUACAACGUCUCCUUGUCCCCUUUUCCCCCUCUUCCCCUUUCCCCCUUCCUUCCUUUCCCCUCUUCCGACCCUCGUUCCAAUCAGCCGGUCUACACAUCUGCCCAUCCAGACGCUCCCAGGACCCCCCCUCCUCACGACUCCCCUUCCCCCCUAUCUCACUUUCCCCCAUUCCCCCACUUCUCCCCUUGUUUUCCCCCUGCUCAGGAUCCUCGGUCCAACCAGCCUGUCUACACAUCUUCCCAUCCUGACGCUCCCAGGACUCCCCCUCCUCACGACUCCAUGCCCAACAUGUUUGGCCCCGGGCAGCCCUACAAUCCCGGGCAGCCCGCAAAUGUUCCGGCGGGCAGCCAGCCGUACGAAACCGGCCCUCCAUCUGCCCCUCCUCGCACAGAAUCGCUGAUUACAGCAGAUGAUUAUGAGAAGCGUUGGGUGGGAGGGGCAGGCGGGCAGGGGCAAGCGAAUAACUCCCCCCACCCCGCAUCUGCUGCUGCCGCUGCUGGUGCUGCUGGUGCCGCUGGUGCUGCCGGUGCUGCUGGUGGUGGUGGCGGUGGCGGUGGUUAUGGUGCUGGUGGUGGUUCAGCUGGUUACACUGGCGUGGGUGGUAACCCUCUUGAUUACCCAGCAUCAUCUGUACCCAAGUAUGGAGAGGGUAAGGCUUUCAAGAGAGAUGCUAUGGAUUAUGCUCCUAGCAGCUACGGUGGAGGAGGGGGAAGAGGAGGAGGAGGGGGAGGGGGAGGGGGAGGGGGAGGGGGAGGGGGAGGGGGCGGAGGGGGAGGGGGAGGAGUAGGGGGAGGGGGAACAGCUAGUAACUACCAGAAUCAGGGUAACAACAACCCCAGUGGUGCGUUUUCCACAGAGGAGAUUCGGCAGGCGGAAAACGAGGUGGCGAGGGAAUUCGAUCGUGUGGCUGAGGAGAGAGAGCGCCAGAUGGCGGCGAUCCGUGAGUCGUCAGAGCGCGCCAGGCUGGCGGCGCAGCGGGCAUCAGAUGCCGCCCGGAUGGCCGUCGGGGGCGGGGGAGCGGGGGGGAUGGGGGGGAUGGGGGGAGGGGGAAUUGGUGCUGGGUAUGGAUCAGGGGCAGGAGGAGGAGGGGGAGGGAUGAUGGGCGGACAGGGAGGAAUGGCAGUGAAUGCUCGUUACGGGCCUAGUGCUUAUGGCGGCAUGGCAGGUGGAUCCCCAGGUGGUUCUGUUGCGCCAGUUGAUUCCUCUGUUGGUCCAGGUGGAGGGGGCGGGAUGCAUGAUGGAGAGGAAAGCUUGGAUCUGCCUGCUCCCCCCAGAGGAAUCGUGGGGGGAAGAGGAGGGGGGGGAGGGGGAGGGGGAGGGGGAGGGGGAGGAGCAGAAGGAGGAGGAGGUGGUGGGUUUGUGGGGGCGAGUGCAUUUGACGAUUUUGUGGCUAAGUCACCCCGAGCAGGGGAAACAGGUAGUGGUGGCUUUGGGGCAGGAGGAGCAGGAGGAACAGGAGGGUCAGGAGGCACUGGUGGUGGGUAUGGAGGAGAGUCAGCAGCAGCAGCAGCAGCAGCAGCAGCAGCAGCAAGCCACGGCACCCCAGCACAUGCUUUCGAUGACUAUGUUGCUCGAUCUCCCAGAGGGGGGGGCAACAACAGCAACAGCAACAACAGUGGCACUUUUAACGCCCCGUCCGUCCCAGCGGCGAGGUUUGACCGGCUGAGGAAGAGAACAGCUGCAUCGGAUGACCUGUGA
Messenger RNA from Closterium sp. Naga37s-1, 2340 nucleotides. Lineage: Eukaryota; Viridiplantae; Streptophyta; Zygnematophyceae; Desmidiales; Closteriaceae. The record is from the annotation of a GenBank genome assembly.